Messenger RNA from Actinia tenebrosa (Australian red waratah sea anemone), 2376 nucleotides. RefSeq lists its product as uncharacterized. The record is from RefSeq and is a predicted model, not a curated record. Lineage: Eukaryota; Metazoa; Cnidaria; Anthozoa; Actiniaria; Actiniidae.
AACAGGGUAUAUGAAAUCACGCUCUCUCCUCUCUUGAACAGGGUUUUCAGCAAUCUUGCUCUGGAACAGGGUAGGAAUUUCAGCGAUUUUUACUCUGGAACAGGGUCAGGGUUCAGAGGGCUCAGCGGAACAUCCCYACCCCCGGGGGGAUUUUAGAACAGUUUUCGGUGAAUUUGCAUUGGUUUGACCCCCUCCGACGACCAUGAUCCUUUGCAUUUAAACAAUAGAUUGUUUUGAUAUGACGUCAUAGUGAAAUAGGGCAAUUAAAGGAGUAUGAAAAUGUGAGCUCCUUUUCUAUAUUCUUUUGUCAAUCUUUUUUGUUUCUUCUUUUGUUUUUCGUUCUUCUAUGAUUCAGUUUGUUGACAUUUUCCCAGACUAUUGAAAUAGCAGAUCCCAUUCCUCCUUUUUUUAUUUCUCAUUUUCAUUCGCCAUUUCCCAUUGUUAUCAGUCAUUUAGUUCAGUUUCCCGCCAUUAGAUGACCCCCAGACAGCAGCUGAUCAAAACAAUGUCAUGUGACGCUAGUUCCAAGAAUUCAAUUCGAUUCAGAUGAGGAGUAGUYGGUCGUCACGCAACGCGGGGGAGGGAGCGUUGCGYGACGAYUGACACUAAAAACGGAUGCGAGGGAGACUAGAUGAGGAGCGAAUUCCUGUAUUUCUCUUGACUCAAAUAUAUAACAAAAUGUCAUUUACCACUAUAUUUUGAAAUCCAAGAGUGACAUCCAACAGAACAUAAAUUCUAGAAAGAGAAUCUGCCAUGGCAAGCUUAGGAAGCCCAACUUUGGACUGUUUUCGUAAUGGCUCCAUCGUACAACUCAAAUCAAAGAUCACGGAUAAAACUCUGUUAAUGCAUCAAGGUGGUAAUGUGAGUGGAAAUGGAAGCAUUGGCUUUUAUGCUGGAAGUCUUGACCCUAGAACUCCAGUGUGGGGACGCUGGAGUGAUGGGACAUACCACCGUGGGACAAUAUCCAAUGUUGAUACCCAAGUCCACAUCAAGUUUAAUGACGGCGAUACAAUUUCUCAUGAUAUCCAUGAUCAAACUGCUGUUGUUGCGGAUGUUGACCCAUACCCUGAAGCCRUUCAAGAUAAUUCUCGGGUAAUCGCUCAGUUUCACGGAAGUGGAAAAUACUACACUGGGCGUGUCAUGGGUGUUAACAAAGAUGACCCUAAAUUCCCGAGAUAUGAUAUUCAGUWUGAUGAUGGAGACAGGGGGUGGGCAGUAUUGAAUCAAAUACGUGUUCUCCUAGAAAUAACACCAUCAGCCCUAGGCACCCCUCCCAUACUGACAAAGAGCCGUGUUCUUGGCCGCUGGACGAACAACCAUUACUACCGUGGCAGAGCAACCAAUGUUGGGGGUAAAAUAGACGUCCAGUUUGACGAUGGUGACAAAAUUCAACACGACCCAAGCGACACCAGUGCUGUGAUUUGUGAYGUCAACCCAAGUGUGGGGACUAUUCAGGUUUUGUCAAGAGUGAUUGGUUACUGGCCACAUACAAAGAAGUUCUAUCUUGGUACAGUGACACAGCUGGACCACAUGAAUCCACAGUUUCCACGGUACUUUGUACAGUUUAAUGAYGGAUAUCAAAUCUGGUGUAAUCUGAAUGAGGUCAGACCUGCAGUACCCUUGAGACGAGAACAAGCUGGCUGUAUUGUCUGGGGUCGUUGGACCAACAACCUGUACUAUCAUGGGCGUGUCACCGGCACCAGUGAAGGAAAGAUCCAUGUAACCUUUGAUGAUGGUGACAAGAUAUCACAUGAACAGAGCGACAUCAGUGCUGUCCUCAUAGAUGCAAUACCCAAUCCAAACCAUGUUCCCGUGGGGUCCCGUGUGAUUGCAGGCUUUAAAGACAGGGUUCAAUACUACAAGAGCAAGGUAGUGAAGGUCGAAAGCUCUAUGUUUUAUUCGCCUCGUUAUUAUAUCCACUAUGAUGACGGUGAUAAGGGAUGGCAGACRUUYGAUAAGGUCAGGCUGCUACCUAUGCGAGUUGAUGAGGCUGGAUCAAGAGUAUAUGCUCGUUGGACAAAUGGCUUGUAUCAUCCUGGAAAAGUAGACAGGGUGGAUACUAAGAUCCACAUCAAGUAUGAUGACAGCGAUCAAAUUGCUCACGACCCAAGCGAUGUCAAGGCCGUUAUCCUUGAUGUCAAUCCUGACCCUGGGGCAGUUCAAAAAGGCAGUCGCGUCAUUGCUGUAUGGCGCAAGAAAGUUGCAUUAUAUCCAGGAUGUGUGGCAAAUGUUGAUAAGGCAAAUCCUCAGCAAGUUCGCUAUUUUSUUCAUUAUGAYGAUGGGGAUAAAGGCUGGGCAACAGUGGAUCAAAUAAGAUUAAUGCCUGCACCAGGACCUGCAACAGCAGGUAAGAUUACUGYAAAGUCCUGGUUAUAA